This is a messenger RNA of Leopardus geoffroyi (Geoffroy's cat), 1796 nucleotides long. RefSeq lists its product as uncharacterized. NCBI's taxonomy places the organism in Eukaryota, Metazoa, Chordata, Mammalia, Carnivora, Felidae. Gene Ontology annotation, molecular function: nucleic acid binding. The transcript has 3 exons. The record is from RefSeq and is a predicted model, not a curated record. Bases 1 to 729 code for a protein of 242 amino acids.
AUGGGCACAACUGCCGCAGCUGUGUGCAGGUACCCUGCCCUGCUUCAGAGAGUGAUCCAGGAGGAUAUCCUGACGCUGCUACUCAGUGGCAGUGCGGCUGGCGAUCUCAUUGAAGUUGCUGCUGGUGUAUCCCUCAGAGAACUCUCACACCCUCAAGGGCUUCUCCCAGCCCAACCUGCCUGUGGUGUGGCGUUCACACAAGAAAGCCUGGGUGACCACGAGCAUCUUCCAGGAGUGGUUUGUGCACUUCUUUUGCCCAGUUGUGGAGAGGUUCUGUGCCCAUCACUGCUUGUCUUGGACAGUGUCCCUGGCCACCCUGGGAACCUGGACGACCUCUCCGACCAUGUGUGUGUGGAGUACUUGCCCAAGAACACGACGGCCCUCUUCCAGCCCAAGAACCAGGGCAUUGUUGCCACCUUCAAGGCCUGCUGCUUAUGGAGGGUCUUCUGCCUGUUGGCGUUGAGGGUGGGAGGCAGGGACCAGCAGUCUGUGGUCUUCGACUUCUGGCGAGUAUACAGCAUCCUUGAUGCUGUCUACAACAUCUCUGAGUCCUGGGAGGAGGUCCCACCAGCGACGCUGAGUAGGGGGUGGAGAAAGCUGUGGCCUCAGUGCAUCAAGCGGGAGGCCAGCAGGCUGCAUGUGGAAACUCUACUACAGAUCCGGGCAGGACAUCCUGGCACUGACACAUGUUGCAGGUUUCAGAGAGGUGGCAGAGGCAGAUGUGGUUGAGUUGCUUUAGAGCCCUGGGGCAGACCUGUCCAAGAGGAACUGAUUAGCAAUUGGAUGCUAAUUGUCACCCUGUCCUGUUCUCUGAAAUGAUGCUGUGCCCCAUCUGAUUGGUUGGGGAGAGAGAGGAGAGACUGGUGGGUGAGCUAGAGAGGUAGAAUACUCACCAGAUCUCCAAGCCCCCAGCAAGGGGCAUCCUCAUGGCUGCAGGUGUCCCUUGGCCAGAGCUGGAUGCUAAUUCUUCCUUUCUUCUUGUCUCCUCCCCUGGUCUCUCUGCCUUGCACUCCUCUCUUUACCGGUUUCCAUCUGAUACCUGCCAUGCCCUUUUGACUUUCUUCUCCCUGUGGACACGGCUCAUUCCAGACAGUGGUGGCAUUUGGAGAAAAGGCCGUGGAUCCCACAAGGGAAUGCUGGGGGCCACCCAUUGCUCUGCAGAAGGUGACCUUUGGGGAUGUGACCUGUGUGGGUAAGGAUGCGGAUUUUGGGGAGUGGGUUGGCCUUAUUGCUGGACAUACAGGCCCUCAGGUGAGUGGUCUGUCUCCAGCUAUGGGUUCCUGCUGCAGAAGGUCUUUACUCGAGACUACCUUCUUUCCACAGGAGUUGGGAGAUGGAGGGCUGCUCUAGAGGACUGGUUAUUGUUUAAAUUUGGCCUGAAGGUUUUGCUGUCAAGCCUAGAUGCCCACACAUCUCCCAUCUGCCUUCUGUACACACCUGUGCACACCUGGCGGGCAUAUGUCCAGACUCCAGCUCAUAUUACAUACAUGAAAUGAGUACUACCUGCUGGCUGGACCUAUCACACCUGAGCAGGAAAUUCUUCUAUCCCAAAACUUGGGCCAUCUUGGACACCCAGAGCUCUGGCUUCUCCUGGGAGUGGCUACUGUGGGUGUAUCUUGAGAUCCCAGGGUUGCCGGUCAGCUACUCCCAUUUGGGUGUCUGCACCACUCAAUGUAGAAUCAGAGUCAGAUGAACAACAACAACAACAACAACAACAACAACAACAACAACAAAAAUCAGAGUCAGAUGAAAGGUUGAUUUUAAACACCAUUUUUGGAUAUGUUAAUCAGAUAAGG